AUGAUGUUUAUCAAGACGCAAUUGAUUUUACUUGCAUUAAUAUCUGUUGUAUUCAGUCAAACAGAUGAUGAAGAAUCAUUUUUAUUCGUUACAAAACAAACAGUUAAUCGAUUUAUUGUACAAGAUAAAGAAUUAACUAUUAAAUAUGGAUUAUACAAUUCUGGUCCAACAACAAUUUUUAAUGUUAAUCUAAAUGAUGUUCACAGUUAUCCAUCUGAAAAAUACGAAUUACUUGUUGGUACACUUACUCCUAAAUGGGAACGAAUUAAUGCAGGAACUAAUUUAACACAUGUUGUUGUUCUUAAACCAAAACAAAGUGGUAUCAGCAAUAGUUCACAUGCUGUUGUCACAUAUCAGAAGAGCGAAAAAAAUACUGAUACUCAAAGAACUUAUUCAUCUGAAAUUGGUGAUGUUUAUAUAAUGACAACUCGUGAAUAUGAUAGACGAUUUUCAUCACAUAUUAUUGAUUGGGUUCUUUUUACUGCUAUGGCAAGUCCAUGUAUUAUUUUUCCAUUUUUUCUUUGGUUUAAAAGCAAAAGCAAAUACGAAUCAUUAUUAAUGAAAGAUAAAUCAACAAAAAAAGCUCAAUAG
Molecule: messenger RNA, 591 nt
Organism: Rotaria sp. Silwood1
Lineage: Eukaryota; Metazoa; Rotifera; Eurotatoria; Philodinida; Philodinidae
Source: the annotation of a GenBank genome assembly